This is a messenger RNA of Hippoglossus stenolepis (Pacific halibut), 3465 nucleotides long. RefSeq names its product RAB3D, member RAS oncogene family, b (gene rab3db). The transcript is spliced from 5 exons. Lineage: Eukaryota; Metazoa; Chordata; Actinopteri; Pleuronectiformes; Pleuronectidae. The record is from RefSeq and is a predicted model, not a curated record. Gene Ontology annotation, cellular component: synaptic vesicle; plasma membrane; endosome. Gene Ontology annotation, biological process: regulation of exocytosis; protein localization to plasma membrane; protein secretion. Gene Ontology annotation, molecular function: GTPase activity; GTP binding. The coding region runs from base 407 to 1075 and encodes 222 amino acids.
AUACACACAUACACUAAUACACACAGGAGAGAUCCGGGAGCUGCUCCAGUCCAACACACACACACAAACACACGCACGACACACACACACACACACACGCCGGGGGAGGAAAAGGAAAAAGUGGGCACUAGUCGAGGGAGGAAGGAGCGUCGACUGCUGCUGGAGCUGCAGGUUGUUCACAUUGUUCUGGAUAUUUCAGGAUUGAUCCGUUUCUGAAGACCUGAAGCAUCGAGGAGGAUCUGAAGACCUGAAGCAUCGAGGAGGAUCUGAAGACCUGAAGCAUCGAGGAGGAUCUGAAGACCUGAAGCAUCGAGGAGGAUCUGAAGACCUGAAGCAUCGAGGAGGAUCUGAAGAGUCUUUCAGGAGUCGAGCUGUUUCUGUUUCCUCCUCCAGAAGCUGAGUUGCUAUGGCGUCGAAUGAGUCGCGGAUGCAGCUGCCGCCCGCUCAGAAGGACGCGGCCGACCAGAACUUCGACUACAUGUUCAAGCUGCUGAUCAUCGGCAACAGCAGCGUGGGAAAAACCUCCUUCCUGUUCCGCUACGCUGACGACUCCUUCACGUCGGCCUUCGUCAGCACCGUGGGCAUCGACUUCAAGGUCAAGACCGUCUUCCGCAACGACAAGAGGAUCAAGCUCCAGAUCUGGGACACAGCGGGCCAGGAGCGGUACCGCACCAUCACCACAGCUUACUACAGAGGAGCCAUGGGCUUCCUGCUCAUGUAUGACGUCUCCAACCAGGACUCCUUCAACGCGGUGCAGGAUUGGGCGACACAGAUCAAAACCUACUCUUGGGACAACGCCCAGGUGAUUCUCGUGGGUAACAAGUGUGACCUGGAGGACAACAGGCUGGUUCCCACAGAGGACAGCCAGCGACUAGCAGAGGAGCUGGGCUUCCAGUUCUUCGAGGCCAGCGCCAAGGACAACAUCAACGUGAAGCAGGUGUUCGAGCGACUGGUGGACGUCAUCUGCGAGAAGAUGAACGAGAGCAUGGACGGAGACGCCAGCCUCGUGUCCAACCACAGGAACCAGGGCCUCAAAGACUUGCCUUCAGAGAGCAGUGGGGGCUGUGCCUGCUAAACACACACGCACACACACACACACACACACACACACACACACACACACACACACACACACACACACACACACACACACACACACACACACACACACACUGAUGCUCCUACAUGAAGAUCAACUCCUUCUCUGUGCCUCAACCAUGGAACGUGCCGCACCUCUUCCUGUCUCUUCUCUCUGCUUUGCCCGCACAUCGCAGCACAGACCAAAGGACAGUUGACUUUUAAUCACACAAUCAAUCAUCAGCACACACACACACACACACACACACACACACACUCUCAAAUCCUACUUGAGUUGGAGCUAUAGUGAAAGUAAACAAUAACAACUUUGUUACGGUAACUAGAGUAAAUGUAACUUGUAACUUCCAGCCCUGGAACGACUUGUCACUCUCUGGCUCUCUCGACGUCUUCGUCUUCUACGUGUUCGGCUCCACUUUCUCAUCCUGAGAUAUUUGUUUUCUUUUUGUUUUUUGAGUCUAUUGCAUCAUCACCCCCCCACACACACACACACACACACACACACACACACACACACUCGCUCUCUGUGAAUCCUGCAUCAACUCCUCCCAAGUUUCUGCAGACUUUACACGAGGCGACCCCGAUGGAGAAAGUCCGCAGAAAGCAGCUGAUGUCUCAACCUUAAGUUCUUAAAAAACAUCUUUUACUUUUUAGGAAAAACACUUUUUCACCUUCUUGUCUGCACUUGUAUUAAAAGUUAAACGUAAACGUGCUUAUCUUAUCUUAGCACAAAGGCUUCGUUCAGAUAAACAAUUGAGACAUAACUUAAAGAGCCAUGCUAACAGUUUACACCUGUCUCCAGUCUUUGUGCUAAGCUAAGCUAAUCGACUGCUCACUAUUCCUGUUGGACUCUUUGCAAGAAAGCGAAUAAUCCCCUAAAUGUAGAAUUACUUAUUUUAAAAGAAAUCAGAUUCCAGUAAAUGUCAAAGAUACAAUCGGGUUUCCUGCUCUGUAAAAAAAAUCGUGACUCAAAUGAAAUUUAAGUACGUGAAUUCAUGUCGCCUCUUCCUCCGCUUGAUAAUUUGUGUGGUGUGAGAUUCUGAGUAGUCAUCUCAUAGUCGAUCAUUUCAAAGAUGCUAGAUGGAGCUCACGGUGAUAAAGGAGCUCGACAGGAUGUCAUCAUGAACCUUAUCGAAGCAUUUUGAAUCUCGGUAUCGGGCACGUGCUGCUCUCUGCCUCCUUUUCUCACGCAGGGACACUGGCUCAGCCGCUGGGGGAUUUUAUUGGUGAACGUUUGCGUGAGGAAGUCGUUUAAUACUGGAGACGCAGGAGGUAUCGGUCGCGUGGGCUGAUUGGCACGUUCUCGCCUUGUGCCACUUUGUCUUGCACACACACACACACACACAAACACACACACAUAGUUCCCCUUGCUGCUGCACGGAAAAAACAGUUGACAUGGCAAACACACAAUGCUCAAUCACUUGAGGAUUCACAAGUUAUUCCAUUUUUAUUAUUGUCUUAUUAUAUCCAAUUACUGUAAAAUCAAUCUUUUCAUUAAAGUGACCAAUGUGCAUUCCCCAGUUUUUCACAUUUUGUUGAAACCUGUCUCCAGAUUCAUGCAAAUUGAAAUUUGAAUUGCAACACAAAUCAGGAAAGAUGGGAAAAACCUACCAACCUGCACAACGUUUUAAUUCUGACCCUUAAUUCUCCUGUUUGGUGCCGUUUGACCAUCGCUGGCCACGUUGCUGACCAUUAACUGUCAGUUGGUAUCAACCACAACCUCUCGCCGUGAUAGCAGCCUCACGUUGCCAUGCCAAAGCCCGUUGUCGCUCCGCACAUCUGGGGGGCUGGGCCACAACUGGUGGUCAGCCCCCUCCCUGCUAUUGUGUUAGCCUGUGGUCACGUGUCUGUCCCGUCUGUGUGUGCUGCGGAGGACUUUAUAGAUUUUACAGAUCUCAGAACGCUGGUUCCAUCGUCUCCUCUGCACCGAGGGGAGCUCCGGUGCAGAGGUCUCCACCGGCUGACACUACAUUUGUUGCAGAAGCACUGUGCUGUUAUGUGUUUCAAUGGAAUCAGAGGGUGAACAAGGUCUGGGACAGUUUCCCAACAUGUUUGAAAACAUAUUGAAUGUGCUGAAGUUGCACCACUGGGCUCAUGUCUGGAAUACGACUCUGCUGUUGUACAGACAGGUCUGUAGCAUCAGAGCUGCUCACAGUGUGUUUCCUUUCCGUCUGUUUUGCUUCCUCCCUGAAGUUUAUGGUAUUUUCAUGUGAGUGGUAGCUUUCUAAACGACGGGAGAGGAGAUCUUUGAUUCCUGUAUCUGUGAGUUCUGAAUGCGUUGGAUGGAAGCCUUGUGAAAAUAAACAAAAUGAAAUUGAACAUGUUGAAAUGUGUGUAUGAAAAUAAAGAGUAUAUUCAUUACAAAAGGGA